Molecule: messenger RNA, 2957 nt
Organism: Cotesia glomerata
Lineage: Eukaryota; Metazoa; Arthropoda; Insecta; Hymenoptera; Braconidae
Gene: Atg1
Product: serine/threonine-protein kinase unc-51
Exons: 9
Coding region: 422-2680 (752 amino acids)
Biological process (GO): axon extension; peptidyl-serine phosphorylation; protein autophosphorylation
Cellular component (GO): autophagosome; cytoplasm
Molecular function (GO): protein serine/threonine kinase activity; ATP binding
Source: RefSeq, a predicted model, not a curated record
ACAUUUACUCCUACUAUUUUUCUCGAACUGGCUGACAUUUUGUUGGAUUUCCUACGACUCCAGUUCUUUUGACUUUGCUCUAUAUGUUGUUUCGUAGUUUUUACUUUACCAUUUAUUUACAUUAUUUAAUUAAUUUAAUUGUUGUAAAUAAUGACAAGUAACAAGUGUUGUGCUGGUAAAUAAUCUACGACAUAUUUGAAUAAUUAAUAGAUAAUUGUGUUACUUAGAUGAUGAUGAUCCAGAGUCAAGGUGAAUAAGCAUGAAGCUUUUGCAAACGAAUCUUGACUUUUCUUGUAUUGAUCCUGAUGAUGCGCGAUUCAUCUCACCUAAAAGUGUGCUUUUUAAAUAAUUAUUUAUACAGAUUGUUGGAUAGUUACUAUUUAUCACUACGAUUUAAUUUGUUUAUAUAAGUAAAUAAACUAUGGAAAUAGUGGGUGAUUAUGAAUACAACACAAAAGACCUCAUUGGUCAUGGAGCUUUCGCUGUUGUUUUCAAAGGCAGACACAGAAAAAAACCAAAUUUCGUUGUUGCAAUCAAAAGUAUUACUAAAAAGAGUUUGGCUAAGUCGCAAAAUCUUCUGGGCAAAGAAAUCAAGAUUUUAAAGGAGCUUACGGAGCUGCAUCACGAAAAUGUUGUUGCGUUAUUGGAUUGCAAGGAAUCCAAUCAUAAUGUCUUCCUCGUUAUGGAGUAUUGCAAUGGAGGCGAUCUGGCAGACUACCUUGGAGCCAAGGGAACACUAUCUGAAGAUACAAUAAGAGUAUUCUUGAAGCAAUUAGCAGGAGCUAUGAAAGCUCUUCAUGCCAAAGGAGUCGUUCACAGAGAUUUGAAGCCACAAAAUAUUCUCCUAAGCCACAACUGUGGAAAAGCUUGUCCUCAGCCCCACCAAAUUACAUUAAAAAUAGCUGAUUUUGGAUUCGCGAGAUUUCUGCAAGACGGAGUGAUGGCAGCUACCCUGUGUGGGUCCCCAAUGUACAUGGCACCAGAGGUAAUAAUGUCACUGCAGUAUGACGCAAAAGCAGACUUGUGGUCCCUCGGUACGAUAGUAUUUCAAUGUCUAACUGGUAAAGCGCCGUUCCAAGCUCACACCCCUCAAGCUCUAAAAUUAUUCUACGAAAAAAACGUAAACCUCGGACCGAAAAUACCACCAGGAACAUCACCGGAGCUCUCGAGUUUAUUGAUGGGUCUUCUGAGGCGCAACGCCAGAGAUCGAAUGGCCUUUGACGAGUUUUUUAACCACAGAUUCCUCCAUGGAACCCAGGAAAGUCCAAACUUGGUGUUUGCCGAACUGCCGGCGUCGCCAGAGACUGUCCAAGAGCCGCAAGCUGGGCUGAUAAACGCAUCCGUUCCAGAGGCCAGCAGUCCUUGCUCGAGUCCAGAAGACGACUACGUCCUGGUACCAAACGACUUGAGCAACGACAUCGAGAACAACCCCACUUCUCACCAAGUUAAAUACACGAAACAGAUGAGCAAAGAAGCAGUCAGUCCUCCGAGACCUUGUUUUCUACCGAUAUCUGAACCAAUUCCUGUUCCAACGCAACAAAGCACCGUUCAUCCGUCAUCCCCAUCAGCAACAGCACGAACUGAAACGAGUGUCGUUCCCCGAUCCCAGCCGAUCAGCAUGAAACGAAGUGUAGAUUGUCAUAAGAACUACCCCGUUGACAUCGGCUCGAUGAGUCCUCCCAGUGUCCAGUUUGUUAUCGGAACUCCGCCGAGCAGAAGACUCAGCGAAACUCCGCCACCUCCUCACACUUGGCAAGUCAGUCCCAGUGCAAGGCACUCUCAUAUUUCUACUGGAAAUUCACCCCUCAAGAGAUCACUAGGAAGUAACAGCGCUUCCUCGCCACUUCUCACUGGACCUCUCGCUGUUUUGGGUUCACCGACUGCUAAAGCACUUCAAGAUAAUAAUAAUACUUUGAGGCAUUCGCCGGUUAUUCCUUUUGGAACUCGCGCAGUAACUUUACCUGAAAUAUCGGAAGCCGGAAGCUUUCAGAGUUUCUUCCCAGAAUUAAUUCCUACAUCAUCAGACGAUCGUCCUUUGACAUUCAUCGCCCCAGAGCUGCCAGAAGAAACUCUUCUGGAACGCGAGCACAAUGAAAUCCUAGCAAAGUUAAACUUUGUCGUGGCACUGUGUGACUGUGUCAGCGAAGUCGCUAGAACUCGAGCAGGACCUUUGGGUGCGCCUCUGGGAGGCGUUGAAUCAGCCAGCAACGCCGCGACAAAAAGACGAGCUGAGCAAGUUAUUCUCUUGGUCAGAGCUCUGCAGUGGCUCAGUUCGGGUCUCAGCUUGGCGACUCAGCAGCUCAAAGCUGGAAGACUCCAGCCCACAGCCAAUGUCAAGGAAGUUGUUAAUACAAUGAAUGAUAAGUUUAGAAUCUGUUUGGCGGAAUGCAAGCAAUUGAACAGUGCUGGGUUAUUACGGCAAACUGGAGCGACUGCUGAUAAAAUUCUAUAUAAUCAUGCAAUACAAAUGUGUCAAUCAGCGGCUCUGGAUGAGCUCUUUGGGAACCCAGCUGAGUGCUUUCAACGUUAUCAUACUGCACAAAUUCUCCUUCAUUCUCUGUCUCAGCACGUGAGCCACAGCCAAGACAGAGCAUUGCUUAUCAAAUAUAAAACUGCUGUGGAAAAACGACUGUACGUGCUCCAACAACAAGGAUAUAUUUAUGCCACAGAUCCGACGUAACAAAUAUGAGCAAAAAUAAAUCCAACAAAUAACUUAUAGAUCCUUUUAAUUAGAUAUUAAAAGAAAAAAAAUUUCGAUACUAUAAUUCCAAGGAUAAAAAAUGAAAAAAUAAAAAAAAAAUAUAAAAUGUAGAUUAAGUAUAAAGGAGAGAGAAAUAUGAAGGAAAGGAAGGAAAAAUUUAUUAUUAUUACUAUUGUAUCAAUACUGUAAUCAAUCAGUGGUUGGCCAACUCACAUUUAUUUCUUAUAAAGUAAUAAAAAAAUAUGUACACCAUAAA